This is a messenger RNA of Mastomys coucha (southern multimammate mouse), 2566 nucleotides long. It is a transcript of the gene Clvs1, whose product is annotated as clavesin 1. The coding region runs from base 642 to 1706 and encodes 354 amino acids. Gene Ontology annotation, molecular function: phosphatidylinositol bisphosphate binding. Gene Ontology annotation, cellular component: membrane. The transcript is spliced from 6 exons. The record is from RefSeq and is a predicted model, not a curated record. Lineage: Eukaryota; Metazoa; Chordata; Mammalia; Rodentia; Muridae.
GCCAGGCUUGGUAUAGAAGGACAGAAUCUCUGGCGCACACGCCUCCUACCCAAAUCACAGCCCCGUGCAGCCCGGGCUCUCAUUCACAGCUUUCUAGAGAAAUCUGAGCUCCAACUGCCAGGAUAGGGGAUCUCACCCACCCAGUUCAGCCGCGAGGACACCUGCAGAAACACAUUCUCAAAGCAAGCCUGGGCUGCGGUGUGAAGGUAUUUGUUGCCUUUUUCUUCCUUCUGUGUUUGCAGAGCCUCCCCGCCCGUCCCCGCUCUAGCGGUGCCAUGGCUGCGGCGUUUCAGCACUUCGGCGCGUGGACAGCUCCCAUCUGCAAUCCCACUGCACUCCAUCCCUUCUGCACCCCACACUCUUCACCGCCUCCGCGGUCCAUCCUCUUGCCACGCCGCACAGCCUGCGCUCCCCAGCCAUCAGCACCCCAUCUCCACCAUCGCCGUCAUCAUCUCCACCAGCACCGGCGCGUAAGCAAUGGCUUCAGUUUCCCUCCUCUUUUGGAUGGCCACCACCACAUAAGGCCUGAAUGUCCUGCUGUUUUCCAAGGACAGAAAGAAGCCUCUGUACCUGCCUGUUUGGGGAGCAGUCUUAUAGGGGAGACGUCGAAUGGGCCACAGACUCAGCACACUUCCAUGUGAAUGGGACCAGUUUCUGUUCUUCCCAAACCUCAGAGCUUAAGCGCUUUGGAAGGAGAUUUGGCCAAGAUGACGCAUUUGCAGGCUGGGCUCAGUCCAGACACUAUAGAGAAAGCUCGCCUGGAACUGAAUGAAAACCCAGAUGUUUUACAUCAGGACAUUCAGCAAGUCAGAGACAUGAUCAUCACCAGGCCAGAUAUUGGGUUUUUACGUACAGAUGAUGCCUUCAUCCUGCGAUUUCUCCGAGCCAGGAAGUUUCACCAAGCCGAUGCCUUCAGACUCCUGGCCCAGUACUUUCAGUACCGCCAGCUAAACCUGGACAUGUUCAAAAACUUUAAGGCAGAUGAUCCUGGGAUAAAGAGGGCUUUGAUCGAUGGAUUCCCCGGAGUGCUGGAAAAUCGUGACCACUACGGCAGGAAGAUUCUCUUGCUGUUUGCUGCCAAUUGGGAUCAGAGUAGGAACUCCUUCACAGACAUCCUCCGAGCCAUCCUCCUGUCCUUGGAAGUCCUUAUUGAAGAUCCCGAGCUCCAGAUAAAUGGUUUCAUUUUAAUUAUAGAUUGGAGUAAUUUUUCCUUCAAACAAGCCUCUAAGCUGACACCUUCUAUCCUGAAACUGGCCAUUGAAGGACUGCAGGACAGCUUUCCUGCUCGCUUUGGAGGCGUCCAUUUUGUCAACCAGCCCUGGUACAUCCACGCCCUGUACACGCUCAUCAAGCCAUUUCUUAAAGACAAGACAAGAAAACGGAUUUUCCUACAUGGAAACAAUUUGAACAGUCUUCACCAGCUAAUACACCCUGAGUUCCUGCCCUCUGAAUUUGGAGGAACCCUUCCUCCUUAUGACAUGGGCACUUGGGCCCGGACACUGCUUGGCCCGGACUACAGUGAUGAGAAUGAGUACACCCAUACUUCCUACAAUGCCAUGCGUGUGACACACACCUGCUCCAAUCUGGAGAGAGCGUGCUCACCCAAGCCCAUGAAAAGAUCUCAGUCUGUGGUAGAAGCUGGGACCUUGAAACAUGAAGAGAAAGGAGAAAAUGAGAACACCCAGCCCCUGCUGGCUCUGGACUGAGCCAGUAUCAUGUGACAUCUCCAGUGGAGCAACCCUCCAGCAAGCCUGUGCAACUGACCCACAGACACGCGUGCUCUGCUCGACUACCGUCCUCCAUCCCAGGCCCAGCCAUGACUGUCAGCAACCAUUGGUCUGGGCAGCUCACACUGGACAAGAUCUGAGAGAUGCUUUUAAAAUUUAACUAAUUAAUUUAUGUUUUAGUGAGGGAUGGUGGGGGUGGUGAAGAAAGGCAUUUAUGUAAAAAGGAGUCUCCCUCCCCUCAUAUUUCUGGCAGCAAAUAUACUUAAAAAGGGAAAAAACCUAAAUUAGUCAUAUAUACAUCACUCUAAAGAACAUAGGAACCCUCUCCAGGUUUUGCAAAUUAAGAUGAGAUGUAUUCCCAAAGAAAUACAUCAGAGUUAAAAUGUGCAGACACAUCACAAGUUUAAUGUAGCAACAGUGGCUACAAUAAUUCCAGUUGUAUUGACUUAUUUUCUGACCUCAUCACCAGCAUUUAAGUGUUCAGCCUAAGAGUGUGAUCUUGCACGUCUGGCUAUUUGCAAAGUCUUUAAUUUAAAUCUCUCUCCUACAAGAAUGAUUUCGACAUCACGUGGCUUGUCAGGCCAUCAGCUGACUUCAUGAGUUGCUGUUUAAGACGACAGAGGCAGAUUGAAAAAAAUGACUGCUUCGUUGUAACAAAGUGAUUCCUGAAGGCAAAUGCCUAUAUAGAGGAGGCAAGUCAUUGAAAACAAAACAAAAAACACAAACAAACCACACUGGUGACUGAUGAGCCCAUUUAAGUUAGUUCUUGUGUUACUACCGCAAAAAAAAAAAAGUGCUAUCUAAUAGUCCCUUUGUCCAAUGCUCUGGACAAAGAGAAA